GAGUCAACACAGAUCUUAUUAGCAGUCUAAGAAGAAGAAGAAGCAGUUGUGAAAAUGUCAGCGUUGAGGCAGGAGCAUAGUUAUGGUCUCUCCAGCACCCAAAUCAGCAAAAACACCAAGCAGAGUCUGUACCACGUAAAACUGACUGACAGCGCGAUCCGGAUGCUGGAAACUUACCAGAACCUGAAGACAUCACAAUCAAAGCCAAUGAUUUGCUUCAAGGAGAACCAGGUGUACAUGAAGAUUCCAGCACCAACCCCGGACGACCCUGAUGCCACAAAAAUCAUCAGGUUCAACUUGUCCAGUGAUGGCAGCGAGAACCCACAGUCAAGCUUUGAGUGCAUUCAGCAGUACGUCUCAGGGGACGACACGGACCACCUGGAGAGCAAGGGCCACAUUCAGGGCAAGAUGACAGUUUGUGCCACAGAACAGUCCUACCAGGAAACGAGGAAAUACCUGUCUCAGAUGGAGAAACCCAGCCAGAAACGGUCAGCGAUUGAGAUCGAGCGGAGGCCAACUAAGUUUGCAAAGAUCCAGAACAAGUGGAGUUUAAUGCCAGACUCACGUGGCAGCAGCAGCAGCAGCAGCAGCAGCAAACACUCCCUGUGCAAGAGGAGCCAGGUCCUCAGUCCUGUGGCACGCUGCCCCUUGAGGGAAUGCAUUGUUCAUCGGCUGGCUUUAAGAUCACAUAAAAAACCUGAUCUGGUGCUGUGGUUGGAGAGACAGCGAUCUGAUUCAGAGGACAUGGCUGAGCUGACCUCAGUGUUGGAGGAGGUCAGCAAUUGGAACCCAGAUGCUGACUGCUACAGUCUGAAGACGGAGCUCUUCACACACGUCCAGACAGACUGGCCUGGAUAUAAGAGCAAGGAAAAGCAGCUCAUUGGCCGGCUCCUGAGUAGGAAACGCCCAUCACAGUCAGACCUGUCCAAUGAUCUGGACCUGAAAAAACAGAGGACAUCAGUCCAGCCUGUGCCUCCACAGAUGCCCUCUCAUGAAGUUCAGUGUACAAACCCCACUAGCAGCUCCUUUCAUUGGACUUCUGGAAACCCCCACAGCUCAGCCCUGUCCUCGGCGUACAUCCACAAAGGCCACACAGGGGAGAAAGCUACGGUUACUUCAACCUCAGCGACUCCACUCCCCGACUAUGUCAACACCAUCACAUCACUGGAGCAGCGUCAAAAAUACGAAGAGGAAUUUGACGCUGAGUAUCAUGAAUAUGAAGCUGUUCAUGACCGGAUCGCCGCUGCUGCAGAAAGGUUUCUUCAGAUGACCUCUGAACUGGACUCGCUGCCUCCUGGGACGGAAGCUUAUCAGCAAAUGCAGGACCAGGUACUGGAAAAGUACAGAAUCUAUCAGAAAUGGUUUCCUGGAUAUCGGAGAGACAAGAGGAAAUGCAUCUAUCUUCACCAUAAACUGGCGCACAUAAAAGAAACGAUUGCAGACUACGACCAAGCACAGGACACCAGGAUCUGA
This is a messenger RNA of Thalassophryne amazonica, 1473 nucleotides long. Its product is annotated as RNA polymerase II elongation factor ELL-like. Gene Ontology annotation, molecular function: cis-regulatory region sequence-specific DNA binding. The transcript is spliced from 11 exons. Gene Ontology annotation, cellular component: transcription elongation factor complex. Bases 55 to 1473 code for a protein of 472 amino acids. The record is from RefSeq and is a predicted model, not a curated record. Lineage: Eukaryota; Metazoa; Chordata; Actinopteri; Batrachoidiformes; Batrachoididae. Gene Ontology annotation, biological process: transcription elongation by RNA polymerase II; snRNA transcription by RNA polymerase II; positive regulation of transcription elongation by RNA polymerase II.